ACAAUCAAGGAUUUCUGGUGAAAAAAACAGACUUCGCGUUUAUCGCUGGCUAAUUUGCGAGACGUGGUGCCGGUAAUAUUUAAUAGAAAAUAAGGCUCGUUCAAUCUUCUUGUUCCGUUCAUGACGAAAUAUCGCAUAGAACUGGACUUUUUGCUGUAACAGAGAACACGAUCGACCGGAUCUGAGAAUACUGCGGAAAAGCAAAUAAAACAGGACCGCAGACAGGCUUGUCAAGUUACUAGCUUGUCAUAGGCAACAAGGAGAAUUUUAGCGGCUAGUUAUGUCCUUUCGCCGCCAGAACCAACCUGGACCCGGUGGCCGCAAAACAUCCAAUGGAACUUCAGGGAGUAACACUAACAGACCCGCCCCGGGAAGGAACAGAAAUUCUGUGAAGACUCCCUCACCGUCUCCAUCUGGAUUUGAGGGUGUGUACAACAACUCCCGGAUGCUUCAUUUUCUCACAGCUGUGGUGGGCUCCAGAUGUGACGUUAUGGUGAAGAAUGGCAGUGUAUAUGAAGGAAUCUUCAAGACUUUAAGCUCACGCUGUGAACUAGCAGUGGAUGCAGUGCACAAGUUGAAUAAUGAGGUGGGGGAUUGGGGUGGUGGUGGCACACCUGUCCAUCCCAGGAGAGAAGAGAUCACAGACACCAUGAUCUUUGGGCCUAUUGACUUGGUCACCAUGACGUGUAGAGAUGUGGACCUCAACUACGCCACACGAGACACUUUCACAGACUCUGCGAUCGGCUCAUCUCGUGUAAACGGUGACCACAGAGAUAAGGUCCUUAAAAGGUGGGAUGGAGGUGAUGGUAACGGAGAAAAUUUUGACCUGGAGGCAGAUGCUUCCAAUGGUUGGGAUGCCAGCGAGAUGUUUCGCUUUAAUGAGGAGACCUAUGGUGUGAAGUCCACCUAUGACUCCAGUCUCUCCAUGUACACUGUUCCUCUAGAGCGGGUCAGCACAGACGGCUUCAGGCAGAGAGAGGCUCGAGCUUCUCGGUUGGCCAAUGAGAUUGAGGCCAGUUCACAGUACCGGCACAGGGUGUCACUGGAGAAUGAUGAGGGAAGAACAGAGGAGGAAAGAUACAGCGCUGUGGUGCGGGAAAAGGAACGGGAUGCAGGAGAAAGAGAGCGGGGAAGAGACAGCCCUGGAUUCUCCAGCGCUGUGAGCAGGGAAGGCAAAUACAUUCCUCUGCCUCAACGGGCAAGGGAAAGAGAAAUGGGAGGUUCUGGAAGAGGUGAAAGAGGUGGUGCUGUAUCCACCCUGCCCAAUCGAACAAAUAGACCUGGCCCUUCAAGCUCCUCCCCCAGACCCUUACCCUCAGGCAGCAGUCAGCCCAUUUCUCCCACAGAUAGGAGCAGCCCUCUAUCUGUCAGAGGAUAUUCGACACACCAGUCCCAGAGCAGCCCACCUACACAGACUCGCCCCUCAGAGCCUGGCCACUCCAGCCCCCCUUCCCCACACACACUCUCACAUUCGCUCUCACAUCCACAGUCUCUCUCUGAUUCGGCACGGCCUGUCAAUGGAGUGUCAUCCCGAAUGUCACCCAAGUCUCAGAGACCUGGACCGAGCAACAGAAACAUGCGUGCCUCAAACUCGCACUCCUCCUCCUCUACAGUCUCUCAUUCCACUAAACCAGAUGCUCCUUCCCAGGACCAUUCUGCCUACCUGGAUACCUCUUCAGUUACCAUAGUGACUCCCAAACUCACUGGCCCCACCCCUUUGUUCCCUGUAGAUGUGAAUGAAAUCCUGUCUAAGGAAAGGAUGGAGAGUCCAGUUAGUCCACAGGAGGGCAAAAACAGCAAAGUCCAGCAAAGAUCGCAAAAUCUUGAGGACCUUCGUAAGUUUUAUAAAGAUUUUAGGCUUCCAUCUAGCUCCAAUCCCUCCAGCCCCAACACUUCAACCACAGACUCAGCCCAGCCAAACCCCACCCUCAACACACAAACAGACCCCACCGUUACUACAGAAUCUAAACCUGCCUCGACCCCGGCCUCAGCAGAGCUUCCAGCAGUGGAGAGAAGUAGAGAGAUAAACGCAGAGGGGGUGGCAACCACCACCCCUCCACCAGCCACAUCCAUCUCUGCACCAUCUGCACUCUGUGGCCCUGCCAUGCAAAAUCCAACUGCAGAAGGGCAAUCGGAAGGGACACCCCAGCCUGCGAGGACCCCAGGCAGUGAGGAGGGCAAGCCAGAGACUGCUGAGAGAUCAGAGGGCGAUACUGAUCAAGUGAAGAAAUCUACACUAAACCCCAAUGCCAAAGAGUUCAACCCCGUCAAGGCCCCUCUCAGCAUGGUGAAGCCCUCAGCCACUCCCACCCCACCACGGCCGACCCCGCCCAGCUCCACGGUGGUGCUACAGCCUCAACCAGGCCAGGGAGCCAUUUACACUCAGUACCUUAGCUGCUUCUCACCUAUCCAGAUACAGGGUCACUCUAUACAGGCACCUCAGAUGUACCCGUAUCCCAUGACUGUUAGUCAAGGGAAGUACCCAAGAGCUAAAGUGGUGACCCCUCGUCCAGACCACAGUUCUUCAGCACCCCCUAUGAUGCAGGCUGCUGCGUCAGCAGCAGGACCACCUCUGGUGGCCUCUCCGUACCCUCCCUCAUAUCUGCAGUAUAACCAGGUCAUACAAGCCAUGCCCCACUACCAUGGACAGAUGUACUCCAUGCUCCAGGGUGGACCACGGAUGAUGGGAUCAGGAGGGCACCCACAGGCACUGGGUCCCGCUGGCCCCCAGUAUCCUGGCCAGACUGAGGGACCACCAGGACCUCAGCAGGGAAUGUAUGCUCCACAGCCAUUCUCUCAUCACUCUGGUCCCAUGCAUCACCCUCAGCCCUCCAGCACCCCCACAGGCAGCCAGCCGCCCCCUCAGCACCCUGCCCCCAGUUCAGGACCGUCCGGUCAGUCUGGGCCUCAGUCUCUGUCUCUCUACCACUCUGGGCCGCUGUCAGCCCCCACGCCCCCUGGACACAGCUCCCCACAAGCCACCUACUCCCUUCAGGGCUACAGCUUGCCUGGACACCAACACCUGCCUCACCCUUACUCCUCUUUAGGACAGCUCACACAGGCUCAUGUUUCAGGUGCUCUCUCGGGUCCUCACCACUCUGGAGGUCACGGCCCACCUCAAGUGAUGUUGCUCCAUGCCCCGCCUCACCAGCAGGGCUCUGGCCCCCAGCACGGACCUCCCCCAUCCCAACAGGGACCCCACCAGCACUACACCUAUAUUGGACCACCUCAGGUCUCUGUGCAGGGUCACCCUCCCCAGCAGAUUCCUUUCCACCCUCCUGGAAACUGAGAGUGACUUGGAGACUGAAACGGAGCUAGACAGAGAGCACACCAAUCUGGACACUCAAUCGUGUGUGUGUGUGUGUGUGUGUGUGUGUGUGUGAUCACACUCUCAUUUGUACAUACUCGCCUCGUCACCUGCUUCAAGAAUGGAAAAAAUUGAUUUUGUUUUUAUUCAUACCUCUGGCAAGAUUGAAUGUGCUUGUUUUAUUUUUCAUUUACUUUUAAUUUGAGUGGAUGGUGACACAGUGUCUAAAGCAGAAAGCGGGAAUGAGUGAGCGUGUGACAGAAUGGAAAGAUAGAGGGACAUUUUUAUAAAAAUACUAUGACCUCUCCCUUUGUCCUCAACCCCCUUUUUAAAUAAGUAAAUAAAUAAACUGUUAAAGAACAAAAAAAAAUUACAAAAA
Xyrauchen texanus (razorback sucker) is the source of this 3686-nucleotide messenger RNA. RefSeq names its product ataxin-2-like protein. The record is from RefSeq and is a predicted model, not a curated record. Gene Ontology annotation, cellular component: cytoplasmic stress granule. Bases 281 to 3289 code for a protein of 1002 amino acids. The transcript has 24 exons. Gene Ontology annotation, molecular function: RNA binding. NCBI's taxonomy places the organism in Eukaryota, Metazoa, Chordata, Actinopteri, Cypriniformes, Catostomidae. Gene Ontology annotation, biological process: cytoplasmic stress granule assembly.